Messenger RNA from Haliaeetus leucocephalus (bald eagle), 1479 nucleotides. RefSeq names its product BTB/POZ domain-containing protein KCTD12-like. The transcript has 2 exons. Bases 100 to 990 code for a protein of 296 amino acids. Lineage: Eukaryota; Metazoa; Chordata; Aves; Accipitriformes; Accipitridae. Gene Ontology annotation, molecular function: protein binding. Gene Ontology annotation, biological process: protein homooligomerization; regulation of G protein-coupled receptor signaling pathway. The record is from RefSeq and is a predicted model, not a curated record.
ACGGACCGCCCGACACGGACCCGGACCGACCGACCGGCACGGAACGGAGCGGAGCGGCCGGGCCGCCCUGCGGAGGUGGGAAGGCAGCAGUAGCUCACUAUGGCCCUGGCAGACAACACGGGCUGUGCCAAACCCAGCGAGGAAUUCCCCUUCCCUGAAAUCAUUGAACUCAAUGUGGGUGGACAAGUCUACAUCACCCGCCACCCCACCCUGGUCAGCGUGCCUGGCUCGCUCCUCUGGGAGAUGUUCACCCAGAAGAACAUCCGCUCCCUGGCCCGCGACAGCAAGGGACGGUUCUUCGUGGAUCGGGACGGCUUCCUCUUCCGCUACAUCUUGGAUUACAUGAGGGACCAGCAGCUGGUGUUGCCCGACCACUUCCCAGAGAGGAGCCGCCUGCAGCGAGAGGCUGAGUACUUCAUGCUGCCGGAGCUUGUGAAGAUGCUGGCCCCCAAGCUCAGCAAGCAGAACUCGCUGGGAGACGACCCAUGCCAAAGCGACCCAGAGGAGCUCUCCCCCAACGCGGAUGCCACCCGCAACCUGACCUCCGCCAGUGCCACGCUCCCCAGCGCCGUGGCCGGUGGCCCCGGGGGGACCGGCACCACCGGCACCGGUGCUGCCAGCACUGAAGUCCGCAGGGCAGGUUUCAUCACCAUCGGCUACCGGGGCUCCUACACCCUGGGCAGGGACAGCCAGACGGAUGCCAAGUUCCGCAGGGUGGCUCGGAUCAUGGUCUGCGGCAAGACGUCGCUGGCCAAGGAGGUCUUUGGGGAUACCUUGAACGAGAGCAGGGACCCAGACAGACCCCCGGAGAGGUACACCUCCAGGUACUACCUCAAAUUCACCUUCUUGGAGCAAGCCUUUGAUAAACUGGCCGAUGCUGGCUUCCACAUGGUGGCUUGCAACUCCACAGGCACCUGUGCCUUCGCCCAUGACCAGACAGAUGACAGGAUCUGGACCUCUUACACCGAAUAUGUUUUCUAUCGUGAGUGACACCAAAAAACCCCACCCCACAAACCGAACACCAACUCUCCCUUUCUUCUCCUGUGCUGGCUGUUGCCUAGAAGGUAGACAUCCAACCCUCGAAUCCCAGUGUCCCCCCUCUGCCUCCUUUUGAGUUUGUUCUUGGGUUUUUUUUCCUCCUCCUUCCUCCGUGUUGAACCUGUUCAGCUCUUCCUCGUAGCAGCUGCUGACCACCAACCUUCUUCCCUCUCUCCGAUUUCUGCAGUAGCCGCCUGUAGCUCCCAACCCUCCCUGGAUGUGUGGACUUGGACACUGUCGUGUACGUGUUUUGGGUGGGAGGGGGGGAAACACUGGACCAUGUUCUGGGCUGGGAUUCCUACAGCUGGAUGAGCUCGUCCGUGUUGGACGCUGAACUCCACUCUCAUGCCCUGUAUGCCGUGCAGCUCCCUGGGAACAUGCUGCCUACACUGUAUUUGAUCUGCCAAGGGGUUUGAGUGAGAAAGUGUUGGUUUAAGGACA